CGCAGACAUUGUUGCGUAGCAACUUGACUCGCAGCAAUGGCGGCUAAAGGCACAACAAUUAAGGAGGCUCUUGGUAAAUGGGAGGAGAAGACAGAGAGCAAGGCUUCAGAGUCAAAGGAGGUGAAGCUGUAUGGACAGCUACCUCCCAUUGAGAAGAUGGAUGCCUCCCUGUCAACUCUUUCCUGUUGCGAGAAACUCAGCCUAUCGACGAAUUGUAUUGAGAAGAUUGCAAAUCUUAAUGGACUGAAAAACCUGAGGAUUUUAUCACUUGGGAGAAAUAAUAUCAAAAGCUUGACAGGUUUGGAGGCUGUGGGAGACACGCUUGAAGAGCUCUGGAUAUCUUACAACCUCAUUGAGAAACUCAAGGGCAUCAACGUUUUGAAAAAAUUGAAGGUUUUGUAUCUUUCCAACAAUUAUGUGAAAGAUUGGGGUGAAUUUGGAAAAUUGGGUGACCUCCCUUGUCUCGAGGAUCUCUUGAUGGUUGGGAAUCCACUGGAAGAGAAACAUACUGCUGAGGGAGACUGGAGAGACCAAGCAUCAAAGAGACUGCCCAAGCUUAGGAAACUGGAUGGUGUUCCUGUGAUCCGGAACGAGGAGGGAGGAGAGGAGGAUUGAUGAACACAACCUGGAUCAACAACCUGUCUCCAACACCCCUACAACAGACUGUGAUAGAUGCUCAGUAUUUUGUCCAAGCUAUCCAUUAUGUCAGCAACUUCUUCAAAUUGUUUAAAUGCACAGCCUAAAGUAUUGUUCCUUGAUGCAUUUUUUGCAAAUUCCAUAUUUAUGAAUUAUCAGUCUUUUCCAGUAUUCUACAUUAAGUCACCAGUUUCAUUCUUCAGAAAUACAUUCUUGAUGCAUUACAGCUGGGUAAUAUACACCCUGAUAUUACAUACAGCUGAGGACCAGCACUGUGAGGAGAAAAUUGAGUGUGACGUUUUUACCCGAGGUUUCCAUUUGCUUUAGUUUGUAUUAUGUACAAAACAUUUGUAAAUAUCAAAAAUUCAUAUGGAUAUCUGUUCGUUUAAGACCAAUGUUGUGUUACAAUAAGUUAGUACAAAUCUGUCCAUUAAAUAGUUACUGAUACUUUGUAAAUUUCACAUCUAAGUUAAAAAUGUUGUGAAAAAGAGAAUGUUAUUGUUGGGUAUUUCUACCUGCUCUGAAAAACAUUGGUAUUAACAGUAGGGUGCCCGUAUAACUUGUCAACCCUGAUUAUUAUUUUGAGAAUGAUUGAAUCUAUGUGUAACUGGAACAUGUAUUUUUGAACCCAAGUCAUGUUCUUCAUUGAUGUCGCUCUUUCAUUAUAAUAAAUCAUAUUAUGUUCUU
Molecule: messenger RNA, 1323 nt
Organism: Haliotis rufescens (red abalone)
Lineage: Eukaryota; Metazoa; Mollusca; Gastropoda; Lepetellida; Haliotidae
Product: dynein axonemal light chain 1-like
Exons: 10
Coding region: 37-615 (192 amino acids)
Cellular component (GO): cytoplasm
Molecular function (GO): protein kinase binding
Source: RefSeq, a predicted model, not a curated record